GAUUGUUGUUGUGUACUGUGAAAAUGGGUGGUGAUGGUGGUUCUCUGAAUAAUACUCGUUUAGAACUUGUUCAAGUCCGAAAAGACAUAUUGGGAAAACGAAAGAAGAGUUCUAAUGGAGCUCCGGGGGACACAAAAGAAGCAAACUAUAGAACUUGCGCCAUAUCGAGGGAACCUCUUAGACCACCAGUGGUAGCCUGUAAACUUGGUUAUUUAUUCAACAAAGAAGCGCUUAUUUAUUUUCUUUUGGAAAGGAAGGCAAAAACCAAACAGGAAGAGCUUUACAAUUCUACCGACGCAUUUCAACAUAUAAAAAGUCUCAAAGAUGUUGUGGACUGCUCAAGAAGUUUGCGAGGUGACGAGGAGAGUGGCUUUCGGUUAAUGUGUCCCGUUACUUUAGAAGAAGCUUCUUCCAAACGACGUUUUUAUGUGCUAUGGAAAUGUGGUUGCAUAGUAAGUGAAAACGCCUUACGCGGAACUGGCUUUAUGAAAGGUGAAAGCAAUCACAGUCAAAGUUGUCCUGUAUGUUAUUCAUCUGGUCUUACUCAAACUGACCUCGUCUUGUUGAAUCCAACUGCUGAAGAAAGAGAAAAAAGGAGAAAAAAGAUAAUAUCGAAGACGACUACAAGAACACAAUCUAGGCUAUCCAACUCAGGAAGCUUUCUAUCUCAGAGCAACAGUCGAGCCAACACAAGUUGUGAGAAAAAGAGUUCCCAAAACCUUUUGAGCAGUAUUUUCGUGAAUAAUAAGACUCGAAAACCAGAGGAACUUUUUACGGGUGCCGUCCGUUGAUCGUCACAAAAAAAAUAUUAGAAACUCCAACCGAUUCUUUGUUCAGAAUUUAUAUGACAGGAGCCUAUCAUUCGCUUAUAUUCUUCAUCCCAUUCACGAAGUUGACUCUCUGAGAAGAGAGAAUCCGUUUGAUGUUUCAGAGCUUCUUUUGAAUUGUGCCUAUAGAAAAGUUUUCGUGACUUGUUUUCAAAACCUUGAACGAGUAAAUGAGCAUUCUUUUAGAGUAUUCAUUCAUACCUAUGCCUAUAAAGUUGGAUAUUUUCUC
This is a messenger RNA of Galdieria sulphuraria, 1056 nucleotides long. RefSeq lists its product as uncharacterized. The coding region runs from base 24 to 791 and encodes 255 amino acids. The record is from RefSeq and is a predicted model, not a curated record. NCBI's taxonomy places the organism in Eukaryota, Rhodophyta, Bangiophyceae, Galdieriales, Galdieriaceae. The transcript has a single exon. Gene Ontology annotation, biological process: site-specific DNA replication termination at RTS1 barrier; mitotic DNA replication termination. Gene Ontology annotation, cellular component: nucleus.